CUAGACAUUCAUAGUUGUUUAUCUACAAAGCUCCGCUUCGGACCCAGUCUGAGAACUGUACACAGAAAGGAGCGCCGGGAGGAAAUUUAUUCUAUUAUAGCAAAACUUCAUAACCAUAUCCUAAAGCUGUUAAUUCUCUAGGGGGAGCAUGGGCUCUUCCCAGUCUAACGAACGGCCAAGGCGCCAGGCUCCUCCGCCAGUUCCAACAACUGUACCGCCCACUUACACAACCCAAGUAUAUCCUCCUCCGCCUGUGUUCUUGACAGCGCCGGGGCAGUAUCCGCCACCACCAACAUCUCAGCAGCAGUAUUAUGGAGGCACCAUGCCGAUACCGCAGCCCUAUCGGCCGCCUAUGAUGCAGGUGCCCAUGUCGCAACCAGCCUUUGCCCCACAUCAAUACGGGCAGCCGCCCCGUCCGGUGCCGACCCAGGAGUGUCAGACAGCUACCAUCCGCAACCAGGUUAACCUGAAGAAGCAGACCCUGGCGCUGGAAGCCACGUCGCAGCCGGGCAUCUACGCCAUCACCUUCCAAUUUGACGCGUCGGCUCCGUGCCGGGUUACGACCUUCGUAUGUGCGCAUGAGGACUCCAGGAGGGCCUGCAAGAUUACAUCCCCUCUCCCACCUGCACCUGCUGUCUCAUAUCCCCAGGGGCUCAACCACAAGUUCCCGAGCGCGCCCUCGGGAUUGGCCAGCGGCCACGUCGUAAACACUAUCUCAGGCCGCAUCUCCGCGCGUGACCUCACCAGCGCGUCAAACGACACUUUCCCGGUUAUCAUACGGCUGGAGGCACUGGGCGAGGAGGCCGCUGCGGAGGGACGCUCGUUGGGAUCCCUGGAGUUGGGCUGUGAGCUGCCGCACUGGGUCCAAUCCCAGACGACCUACGCGAAGCUCGUGAAGGAAGACGACGGCUCAUGGGGCUUGCGCGUGAUUAAGCAGAAGAUCUGGGUCAAGGGCACCCCUUAUGAACUGCAGGAGAUUUAUGGCAUGGAGCAGAACAAGGCGGGGGGCAACGCUGCUGCCGGGGAUGGCUAUGACGACCUUGAUGGCAAUGACUGCGCCAGCGCGCUCAAGGCGCAAACCAACAAGUGUCCCAUCUGCCGCAAUGAGAUUGAGUCGUUGCUGCACAUCAAGAUCAACAAGUCGGCGGCGACGGCGGCAGCAGCAGCGGGGCAGGGUGCCGCGGCGGCGAGUAGUGGAGCCUCUGCAUGAGGUCUGGAAGUCUUGAGGACUUGGGGCGUAAGAAGGGGAGAGAUGUUUGGGAGAGGGCUGUUGUCGGUUAUCUCGUUGGCUGGAAUUCAUCAGAGGGGGGCUGCAUGGGUCGUCAUCGCUUGCAGGGCUUGGAUCGAGCUCUUAUUGCACGCUGGUGCCUAGUUGGACUGGGCUGUAGUGAGGGGAGAGAUUUUCAGGAGGAGGAGGUUGACCGUAGAUGUUUUCUGGGGCCCAUAAGAAUGGGCCAGGGAAUUUUGGCUGGUUCACCCUUAGUUAAUUUGGAGACAUGGAUGCCAAGAGUAAGCUUGACGUAUUGUCUUUGCGUGUUAUAGGGGCCGGAGCUGCAGGCUGAAGGAUGAGGGAGAUGGGAUUUAUCGUGGUUAUCGGUCGGUAAGUUGUUGUUUGGAAGAGGUAGGAGGAACGGGGGGUGGUGAUGGGCUGGCAGGGAGGAUGGAUUGUCCUGGUUGCCGGGUGGUCUGCGAUAGUGGGGCGAGGGUUUUGCUCUGGGGCCGUGAAGUAGUUCUAGGAGUGGAGUGAAGGAUUGAUGAGGCUGCGCAGAUCACGCGGCUUGUGCUACUAUUGCCCUGGCGGUUGGAUACGUCUGGUGCUCUUGUACACUGGCAAGUUAUAAAGGUGCUUUUGUGUCUGUUUUGCAUGAGCAGGAAGGUGCCUGAUAAUCACAACACAUACAGACGUAGAUGGAGUGAAGCGUGCGGGAAAUCCUAAUUCAGCAGCAGGAAAUAGGUAAGCUAAUAGAGCCGUUUUCAAGCAUGUCAUGGG
Messenger RNA from Volvox carteri f. nagariensis, 1990 nucleotides. RefSeq lists its product as uncharacterized. Gene Ontology annotation, molecular function: ubiquitin protein ligase activity. NCBI's taxonomy places the organism in Eukaryota, Viridiplantae, Chlorophyta, Chlorophyceae, Chlamydomonadales, Volvocaceae. Gene Ontology annotation, biological process: protein ubiquitination. The transcript is spliced from 6 exons. The record is from RefSeq and is a predicted model, not a curated record. The coding region runs from base 149 to 1210 and encodes 353 amino acids.